Messenger RNA from Rhineura floridana, 10335 nucleotides. It is a transcript of the gene PPP1R37, whose product is annotated as protein phosphatase 1 regulatory subunit 37. The record is from RefSeq and is a predicted model, not a curated record. Lineage: Eukaryota; Metazoa; Chordata; Lepidosauria; Squamata; Rhineuridae. Gene Ontology annotation, molecular function: protein binding. The transcript is spliced from 13 exons. The coding region runs from base 1852 to 4758 and encodes 968 amino acids.
CGCGUUCGCGAUUUCUUUCUCAUGAGCAGCACAUUCGAGGCCGCCCAUACUUCCUUUCCCCUUCUCAUCUUUUAAGUAGGAGCGAAAGGAUAAUAUGUACAUAUUCAUAUUUAUAUAUUUCCUGUCCUAUUUGAAGCUGCGCUGGUAGAUUGUUGUCCUUUCUCGCUUCCUCUCACGCGAGACCUCCGUGUCGAAACCGCUGAGAUGAAACCAAAACUAGGAGCUUGCGUUCGCUUCGCGACUGGGAUGGAUGGAUGGGAAAGAAAGGGAGGGACUGGGGGUUGGCAGUAUGUUAAAAAAAAAACCACCACCCGCCGAUUCGCCAAUCUCAGCCCAAGGAAUAGGGGCACGUGACUGCCCGCUCGGAACGUGGGCUGGGUGGUUUGCCAGAGUCGUCAGCGCCGCUGAAGAGGUACGAAGAAGAGCCGCUGCCGCUGGCGAGGGAGAGAAACAAACAAAAAAAUCCCGCGCGGAGGCUUUGUGGUAGUGGAGGCUGCUCUGCUCGCGCGUGGAAAGUGCCGCGGCGGAUGCGCAGGCCGCUGGCGCACUCGCUCCUGGCGGCGGCGAAAGAAGGAGAAGGCGGUGGCGGCUUCUCUCGGGUCCGCACCUGGCUGAGGCGACGGUGGCCGCCUGCUCGCUCCGGGCCUCUUCCGCACCUCCCGCCCGCCCGCCUCUUCCUCCAGCUGCCGAGUGUGUGGCUUCUUUCCUUUCCCCUCUUCUCCCAAACCCUCCAAACAGCCCCUGCCCAGGAACCGGCUCCGUCCUUUUCCUCUUUCCUCGGGUGCGUAUUUGCCUCAACGCGGGCAGCCCCAUCAGCCUCCCUCCCCCGCCUCUCCUCUUUCCUUCCUGCCCAUCCCGCACACAGUCCCUGCCCGAGAGAAUCGGAGGACAUUUUUUUACCUCUCCACAGCCAACGAAGGGCUUUUUCCCCCUUUAGCGCUACAACCUUUCAAUCCCUAAUCACGCUUUAUUCUUCCCCCCCCCCAUAGCCUAAAUUUAUUUUUCUCUUAAUAGGUAUCAUCUUCCCCUUUUAAAGGAGAGUGUUUGUUUCUUUUCUUCCCCGAUCUCCCCCACCUUCUUCAAAAGAGAGUGGACUUUUUGCCUCUUGCCACUUACUUUGUAGGUAUUAAUUCUAUUCUGCUUUUGACCAUACACACCUAGACACCCGUUCCUGUAAAGGAGGGGGUUUAUUUCUCUUUGCAGUGUUAGAGUUGACAUUAAUUCCCUUUUAGGCUUCUGCUGCCACCUAUUUUCCUAUUCAUUCUGCAGUCUUUUUAGGCUACACGCACACCAACCUCCUACCCUGCCCAAACGGCACAGUUUCCUGUUAUGAUAACUCUCACAAGGAGAGUGUCAGUUUUUGUUCCUGAGCUUUUAGAGAAGAUAUUACCCCCAUUUCAUUCAUUUUCUGCUUGGUAGUUGAGUCCCUUUUUAUCCUGAAGGUGUUAGUUCCAAUCAACCCCAUCUAACAUAGACUCUGACACUCCAUUAUCUACCCUUACUGGGAAAAACUAAACAGCAAGGAAGCAUUCCUCAUUUUCCAGACCAGCAAAAAAGAUUUCUGUGCCCUGCCAAGUUGACCCAAGCCCAAUUUGAGCAAUGCCCUUUAUUCUUUUGUUCUUUCUGUCAUAGCAGCCUCUUUCCUCCAACCCCAGGUAAAGGUUUCAUUCCCUGUUCCACAGAGACAGGGGUCCCCCUCCCCUAGCUGAUAAUCUUCAUUCAUGGUCUCUUUGCACCAUUGCUGGGACGGAAGGCCCUGGAAACCUUGGGAACCUUUUCUUGCUAGGUGAGGAAAGCUAAAAAAAAAAAAAAAAGACAGGAGGACCCCUUAGUAAUGAUUCCAGAGGGUCCAUGAGAAGGGAAGAAGGAGCUCUUUCCCAGACAGAAACCUAUCACCCUUGCCUGGCCAUGGAGUGUGUACAAGUUUCCCCCAUGCAGCAGCAAGGGAAAGCUGCUGAGGGGGACCAUCUCCUCCUGCUACUGCCGCCUCCUGCUGUGCAGAAGGAAGAGGAGGACAUGCUGAGGGGUUCUGAUCCAUGGGCUGCCUCUCGAGUGGACAGCAGUCAAGGUGGGAUGAAACUUCAGGAUGCUUUGGACUUUUCGGCCCAUCUUCAAAAUACGGAAAACCUUCAUUCCCAGCACAACCUUCCCACUCUAGGGAGUCAUCCUGGCAGAGAGAUGGUGGACCAUUCUACUGCAUGUUCUUCAAAGAAGGAUUUGAAAGAGACUGAGGAUUGUGGUGUGGCAGAAGAGCAGUUGCAACCAUUGGAGAAAGAGACUUUGAGCCAUCCACUACAGGAAAAGUCGCUGGCAGAUGAGGUGACCUGUAAUAAACCCUUUUUGGCCACAGAGUCUGUUGCGACUGCCCGAGAAUGCCUUACAGAUGCUGACAGAUUUUCUCAGCAGAACAACUGUUUGCAGGAAAAAUUGGACUCGUCUUCUCAGAACUGUUGUUUAGGCUUGGAAGCAACAAGUGGAGAGAGUCCAGAGGAUGACCAAACAAGCCAAGGCUCUCCACCUGCUGAUGAUGGAAAACUGAAGCCUGGGGCGAAGCAUGUCACAUUUCCUUCUGAUGAAGACAUUGUGUCUGGUGCUGUAGAGCCUAAAGAUCCUUGGCGGCAUGCUCAGAAUGUAACUGUGGAAGAAAUUCUCACCGCCUACAAGCAAGCCUGUCAGAAGUUAAACUGUAAACAGAUACCCAAACUACUGAAGCAGAUCCAGGAAUUUAAGGACUUGACUCCCAGGAUAAAUUGCCUGGAUCUGAAAGGUGAGAAGUUAGACUACAAGGCUUGUGAGGCCCUGGAAGAGAUUUUUAAGCGUCUCCAGUUCAAAAUAGUGGAUUUGGAACAAACAAACCUAGAUGAAGAUGGUGCCUCUGCGCUGUUUGAUAUGAUUGAAUACUAUGAGUCAGCCACUCACCUCAACAUCUCAUUUAACAAACACAUCGGCACACGAGGUUGGCAGGCAGCUGCACACAUGAUGAGGAAGACAAACUGUCUCCAGUACUUGGAUGCCCGUAACACGCCCUUGCUGGACCAUUCGGCACCAUUCGUGGCACGCGCCUUGCGCAUCAGCAACAGCCUAGCCGUACUGCACCUGGAGAAUGCAAGCCUGUCCGGACGGCCUCUUAUGUUGCUAGCAACGGCUCUGAAAAUGAACAUGAAUUUGCGGGAGCUUUACUUGGCCGAUAAUAAGCUGAACAGUCUCCAGGACUCUGCUCAGCUUGGCAACCUCUUGAAAUUCAACUGUUUCAUACAGAUCCUGGACCUGAGGAACAACCACAUUCUGGACUCAGGCUUGGCAUACAUCUGUGAGGGGCUGAAGGAACAGCGGAAAGGCCUUGUCACAUUGGUGCUGUGGAACAACCAGCUGACUCACACCGGCAUGGCCUACAUGGGGAUCACACUGCCUCACACACAGAGUCUGGAGACCCUGAAUCUAGGGCACAACCCCAUUGGCAACGAAGGUGUCCGCAACCUGAAGAACGGGCUCAUCAGCAACCGCUCGGUACUGAGGCUGGGCUUGGCAUCAACCAAGCUGACAUGUGAAGGUGCUGUAGCAGUGGCAGAAUUCAUUGCGGAGAGUCCCCGUCUGCUUCGAUUAGACUUGCGGGAGAAUGAAAUCAAGACAGGAGGGCUGAUGGCCUUGUCUUUGGCCCUGAAGGUCAACCACUCGUUGCUCCGGCUGGACCUCGACAGAGAGCCCAAAAAGGAAUCGGUGAAGAGCUUUAUUGAGACGCAGAAGGCCCUCCUGACAGAAAUCCAGAACGGCUGCAAGCGGAACUUUGUUCUCGCCAAAGAGCAGGAAGAGAAGGAGCAGAAGGUCCAGCAGUCUGCCUCCAUGCCCGAAAUCACCAUCACCGAGCCCCUUGAAGAGGGGCCAGUGGAGGACGAGGUGCAGAAUGGCGACACAGCAUCUACGACGGAAGAGGGGGAGGAAGUUGGGGAGGCAUUGCCCUCCCAAGAGAACGGGCCAACGGAUACGAGAGUCGGUGGUGGCAACAACGAGUCAUCUGAUUCGGACACAGAGGAAGAGGAGGACGAGAAACUGGAGAUGAAGGGUCUCUCACCAGUGCAGAAACACAGCAACCCCGUUGAUGCUACGCCAAAGCCGUGUUCCCCCCAAAAGACCAGUGAUGCCCUUAGCGCAGAAAGCAGGAUCCCCCCUUUGAACACUACGGAAGAAAUAAAAUGUGAAUCUAGAGGGGGGGUUUCAAGCGGACCUCUGGCACAAGCCAGUUCUCCUGGAAAUGAGAGGCGGAUUGCGGUCUCCAGUCCCGGGCGAGGCCAUAAAAUCUUUGUAGUGACGCGGGUGGAGAGCCUGCCGGAGGAGGAGGAAGGGAGCGACACACGGCGGGGGGAGGAGGAGAGCUCUCUUGCUCUACGGGCAGCUCCACCAAAGCAGAGUAACCCCCCAUCAGCCCAGACUCAUCCAGCAAAGACUGAAUGCUCAGAUGGACAAGUGAAUGAGACUGUUUCCAAGUUGGUGGCCAGCUCAGAAACUCCCUCCACGCAGAGCUCCAUUUUGGAAGUGGAAAAGAUAAACUCUGGGCUGUGUGAGAGCACUGUUUGCAACACUCUGCUGCCUAACGGACUAAAGAUGGAGUUCGUUCAUGCACUACCAGAUGCAUCCUUAGGGCGUGAUGGGAAAAUGGCCAGUUGCACUGUAGAGCAUGAGCUAAACUGUUCCAAGAACGAGAAGGAGCUGGAGGAAUUGCUUUUGGAAGCCAGCCUAGAGAUGGGGCAGGAACCAAUGUGACACUUUAGUUUCUGGGCCAUUCCGCAUCAAAUGGGUUCUCUUUGGGAAGCACCUGUCUAGCUUUACUUCCUCCCUGCACCAUGUGAUUCUAAAAACAACACCUUGAUUCUGCAAUACAGAGGCAACGUGACAACCUCCCCCCACCCCCAACAGCGUCAUUUCCAAUUGCAGCCACUUCUCCCCUUUUCACACUCUUGGAAGUCUUCCCUCUGAGAAAAUAUGUUCUAUAGCUGAUCCAGCAGAGGGAAGAACUGAGACCUUGACCAGGAGAAGAGCUUCCUUCUUUGAGUUCAGGGUAAACUCUUGACAUCUUUGGUGCGUCUCCCUGAAACUCUAGCCAGGGGCACUUGCAUUGUCCCCCCCCCCUUUUGUAAGAGAAUGCCCCUUACAAAGUUAUUUGCAAGGAGGCUAACUUACGGACUUGGACCAUUGGACACCGGACAGGAAUCUCCGCUCUCCAGUCUAACUGCGAAACUUACAACCCACCACUAAACAGUAGAGAAUGAGCCGUGCCCUGCGUGUUUGGUUUCUGUGCAUUGCAAGUGCUGCUGGUGCCAGCAGACCCAGUUUUUCAAGAAUACAAGGAGAGAAGCGGGGCUUUCCCGGGUCCUGAUGGCUGAGAGCAUCGUCACGUUGUGGCCUCCUGUUUAGAAACUUCUCUCAGCCAAGCAAGACUAUUGAGGCUGUUUAAUCCACAGCACAGACUGCUAUUUAUUUUUAUUUUUAAAUCCCGCCCCCGUUAGUUGUGUCUCUUCUUGUCUGUCUUUUCUUUGGUGUCUGUUUAAUGGAAUGGGAACAGCUUUUCUUUUAACCUGCAACCCAUUUUAAAAAAAAGAAGUCGCUGUCUCUGCUUCCUCCUGGUUUGCAGAGCCUACCUGUUGAGGAAAGCCACCUUUUGCUCACCAAAAGAAUCAGCGGUGGGAGUGAUUUUCUGAGUGAUAGCCAGCUGCUCUUCCCUGCUGAAGUGAUUUGUAGUAAGCUAAGAGAGAGGAGGUGGGGGGGCGAUGCCUUUUUGUGCAUUAUAGGUGACUUUUUUAGCCCAUUUCUCACCCAUUAGAGGACUGCCAUGGCUUCAUCUGAUCCCGUUCUCUUCAUAUUUGGUGGGGGGGGGGGGAAGACAAAUUUGUUGCAUCUCCUGGGAAGAAUUGUUUUUCAAGCCAUACCAUGCUGAACUUUUUUGGACACUACGGAGGAACUGCUUGUGGCUUGACUGUUGUAGCAGCAAAUACCUUUGACUAUAAAACUUGGUAAACGGCACACGUACAGUGGGAGAAGUCAGGGGUUCUUUUUGUUCACCCCAUGCUAUAAAGCUGAUGUGAGAAACUUCCUAGAAUGCUGCUGAUUUGUGAGCAGUUUAAUCUUUUUUUAAAAAAAACUUGCCACCUCUCUUCGUGUUGCAGGUUCCCCCCCCACACACACACACACACAGUUCCUGUAGAUACAUUAGCUGAAGAUAAGAACAUAGCUGGAGUGAUAGAUUGUUAGCUGGUCUAUCACCAGGGCCCUUCAGAGUCCAAAAUCACUACUUUUCUAGAACAAAGAUUGACUCCUUCACCACCCCAAAGCUCGCUUUCCUUAUGGAGGGGGAGAAUUGGGCCACCAGUUGGAACUUGAACCGUUCUCCAGGUUUUGCUCCCCAGAGGAAACCCUCCAGGCUUGUGGGGUCUUCAGGCUGGGAAGCCUCUUCAACACCAAAGUGGGGGAGGCAGAUUGCUGCAGGAAGUGUGUGCAGCUGAGGGUGGGGUUGAUUGUUUUAUUUCUCAGGGAAGGACUUUUUGCAGCAUCCCCCAGGGUGUAGUGCUUUUGCCCCCAACAGCCAAACAUACGAGGGAUUGUGAGGAAAGCCAGUGGAACUAACCUGUAUAGUCUGUCUCUCCUCCUUCCACCCCUGGUGGAGUCCAGUGAAAGAGAUCCCCAAGGUUAUGAAUAAAAAGCUGAGAAGACUAGGUGCAAGUGGCCUCAUGGGGACCCCCCAAAAGUGAGGUCUUCCUCCAAAAGGAGAAGAGACGCUUGCCCACCGGGGCAGAAAACAAGGAUUCUCUUCUGCAAAGGCUUCUCCGGUCAACAUGAGAGGCUGGGCAACCAUCAUUCUGGCAUGGCAAAAUCUGCCUUGCAGGAAAACAGGUCAGGGGGAUAAAAACAACCACCACCAAGGGGACCGCCUUUUUGGUUUUAAGCCUUGGUGUUGGGAAGACUAGGCACUCUCUUUGGGUCCUGAAAUCCCUUUCUCUCUUUUCUCAAGAAAUCCCACUGUGACUGCUGAACUGUAACUAAAACUGUUAGCAAGAAAGGAAGAAGGAGCAGGUAACGCCUUCCCCCUGCCGCAGCUCCCCAGGAUGCGCUGGACUACUUCACUCCUGUUAUGAACUUUCCGCAAGAGGUUUAUGGUACUAAAUCCUGUAACUUCAGCAGAAAUGAAAAGGAGUCCCUCUUUUUGUAUAGACUUAACAGAGGAACUGUUCUCCACCCUCACUCCCCAAAAAGGAGGUGUGGCUGUUGAGUAGAUGUAGAACUUUUAUGCUUUUAACUUUUUAAUUUUAUUUUUUUCUUAAGUGCAAUAAAAUCUUAUCAGGGAGCUUGAGAGGGCACUUUUGCUGCAUGGAAAUUCAGGCUGGAAAGGCAGGAGACAGCAAAACUUUGUGUGCCCGUCAUCUGCUUGACCAUGAUUCUCUUUCUCACCCACCCACCCCACAGAUAGAUACACAAGGAAUUUUUGCUGCAUUAACACUACAUUUACAGAAAAGAAGAUGAUGUCAGUUUGAUUCUGUGUCCCUUUUUCUCCCCUCCCCUGUUUUUUUUGUUUUUGGGGGGUUUGUUCUUUUUAGCUAAUGUUUGUCAUUCUUUUCUGGUUUUUGUGUGUGGAAUUUUAUUUUUGUUGAAACUCUUCUAUUAAAUGAAAAGCUGCAUUCAUCAAGUGGCUUCUCUCAGUCUCAUUUGGGAGGAAGGGAGCUGAAAGCUCAACCAAUAUCCUCCCCCCCCCCCCGGAAUUACAUUGUACAAGUGAAAUGGUGGCCACAUGGUGGGGUUGUGAAUGGAAAGGGGGGGGUUAAGGAUAAGGUUGCGCUGGGUCUCUGCACAACAUUCUUCAUAUUUCUAUAGCGUAAUCGGCUGACAAGGUGCUUUAUAUAGUGACUUAAGCCCCCCCCCCCAAAAAAAGGUCAGUGCCCCAAAGAUUUUCCAGUGUAAAUCUUUUCAGUUUGGGGGAGUGAAGGGAGGAGAAGGAGAAGAAGGAGGUAAUGGUACAUACUGGGAUUUUAUUUUUGUUUGGAAUGAGGAUUAUGAAGGUUCAUAUGAACUUCGGUAGGAAGUGGCUUUUUUCUCUGUAUUUUUUCCCAAGCUUGGAGACACUGUGCUUCCCUAGGAAAUGCAUAUUCAUCAUCCACACCACACCUGUGUUUAUCCUCCCCACCCCACCGCUAUCCACAUGCACAUUCAUCCUUGAACCUUUGCUUCCAAGUCUGUCAAGUACUGCAGUUUUUGCUUCUUUCCUUAGUGUGGGGUUGCCUGAUAUGCAGAUAGCUCUGAGAAGACAGUAGGGAUUGGACUUACAGCUCCCAAUGUUGCAAAGGAAUCUAUGUCUCUGAAGCGGGGGAAGUCCUAUGCACCUCUGCAGUUCCAAAGGAAUGAAGAGGGCAUUGGAGGAGGUGCUCUCUCCUUGGUGGAAAGUUAUCCUAACAGCUUGUUUUUCAAACGCUUCUUGUCUGAUAACACAUCAGGAAAACAGUUUGAGGAAGAGACUGAUGGACAGAUGUGGAAUUUUAUUAUAAUAUAGUAACCUUUCUAAUAAAAGCAAUAAUCUACUGAACUAGCACCCUCUAGUGUGAGAAAGGUGGAACUGUCAGGAAGCCAAAGGAAAAGAUGGCAGAGGUUUCUGAUGAUGUAGAAUACUAGGCUUAAGGUGUUUUUUAAUUUAAAAAAGCAAACUAAAAAACACACCCCUGAAUCUUCUUCCUGCCUCUAGAAAUGAAAUCCUGUUUAUGUGUUUAUUUUUAUGCACCUUUUAAAGAUGGUAUUCUUAAAUGAGCAAAGCUGGUUUUUCUAAUAUAUCUCCCCCAAAGAUCGGCACCUAAACACCAACAUAAAGCCUUGAAUUUCAGCUGGACAACUCCAGGAAUUGCCUUGUUGGAUCAUUUAACAAGAUUCAUCUAGUCCAGCAAUUCUGUGACUAACAAUGUCCAGGCAGAUACUCCAGGAGCUCAUUGGUGGAGUGUUAACAGGAAAAUAACCCGAAAAUAAUCCCGUCGUUUAGUCCCAACAUCUGGUAUUUAGGAGUAAAAAAAAAAAGUAAUGACUGCAGAGGUUCCAUUUGGGUCUCUCAUUUUUAUAUCUGGAUGAGCAUGGGAACCUUUGAGCCUCUCUGGGGCUUGUGUUUUGGUGAUCUGUGCUUGGAUACUGCUCCCAUGUCACAGAUGAUUAAAUCAGGUUAUCGUAAUUUAAGGAGAAAUCAGCUCUUAGAGGAUAACUUGGGCAGUUUUCUUUUUUAAAGCUGGGUUUACUAUACAUACAAUGUUCCUAGAUUCCCCAACUAAUUAACAUUGGCCCAAGUCAGAGGAGGAUCUAAUCCAGCCUUCCCCAACCUGGUGCCCUCCCCCCGAUGUGUUGGACUAAAACUCCCGUCAGCAUGGCUAUGCUGCCUUGGGGCUAGGGGCUAAUAGGAGUUGUAGUCAAACACAUCUGGAGGGCACUGGUGUCCUGCUGCCUGACCCUUUAAGCUGGAGACGGCAGGGAUUGAACUUGGAACCGUCUGCGCACAAAGCAGACACUGACACUAAGGUGCAUCCCCUCCCCAAAAGUCACAUGACUUUUACCACACUGAAGGCAAUACUUAAAGCCCUGCUGGAGUAAUUGUUUGCCAGCUGGAGCUGCCUCCUCACUAUUAAGUUUCAAGGAGCCACUCGUUAGGGACAGACUCACCAAGCUUCUGACUAUGAUGCUCAUAAGUUUUGUAAAAGAAAUCUCUGGUUACCUUCUCAUUGACUUUCAUGCAGCCUUCCUACUCUGUUUCACCUUCCCUCUUGGGCCUGGCCUAAUAUGAGGCAAGACAGGGUGUACAGACUCCGGUCCCUCCUCUGUCAGUGAAGAUGCUCCUUGAAGGCAAGCUGAAGCUGCCUGUGGGAAGAGCUGUGUGGCAGGAGCAGCAGCUUUGGCCUCGUUUCCCGGCCCGUGUUUGCAGGUUUGGUCUGGAGAGGGGGCAGUAGGUGUUAUAGGGAGGGCUUGCUCCUUAUCUCCAAAACCUGAGCAGACAUCAGGUGGUGAUAUGGGGCGGAGGAGCAUCUCUUCAGAGGUAGGAACUCUCCAUGUGGAGACUCCAUUGUUCAAACAUAUUUGCAAGCUGCCUUGAAUUCCGAAAUGGUGGAAAGGUGGGAUAUCAAACAAGGUUAGAUUCUUGUUGAUCUGUUACCUUCCCAUUGAUGGAUUGUUUUGUGGGUAUAAAACUGUCUCAGAGCAACUGUGAAUUUUCUCUUUUCAUAUAUACCAAAACACUUGUCCCAGCACUUUUGGGGGUGGGUGGGAGGAGAAUAAUUUAUUUCUGUUGAUUUUAGAAAACCUCAUACUUGGUCCUGAAGUAGCGUUACU